This is a messenger RNA of Chelonus insularis, 3073 nucleotides long. It is a transcript of the gene Cep97, whose product is annotated as centrosomal protein 97kDa. Gene Ontology annotation, molecular function: protein binding. The record is from RefSeq and is a predicted model, not a curated record. NCBI's taxonomy places the organism in Eukaryota, Metazoa, Arthropoda, Insecta, Hymenoptera, Braconidae. Bases 126 to 2942 code for a protein of 938 amino acids. The transcript is spliced from 10 exons.
UUGAUAACGUUUGUAUUCAUUAUGGUGUCCGCAAAAGAAGUUUAACAACUAUUUUUCGAUCAGUGCUCAAUACUUAUAAACAUAACCGUAUAAUUCACUAUCAAAAUAAUACCACUAAAAGCAAUAUGAACUUGUGUGAAGAAUCUGAUUCACCUGUGUGUGAUACUCUAGAUUUAAGUCGUCAAGGAUUAAAAAAAUUAAGUCGUUGUCCAUCGGAUGCUGAUAUCAGCAAGCUGAUUCUUGAUGAUAAUGAGUUCCAGCGACUUGACAAUCUUGAUUCCUACAGUAGAAUAACAAAGCUUUCUAUUGUCAGGAAUCAGUUAUUACGAAUGUAUGGAGUAUCUAAAUUACACAAUUUAGUCACGUUGAACCUAGCUAACAAUCAAAUUUUAACAAUAGAAGGUAUAAAAGACAUGCCUAACUUAACUACCUUGUGUUUAGCUGGAAACAAUGUCAAGUCAAUCGAACAUUUGCAUACAAAUACUAAACUGGAACAUUUAGAUCUAUCUGAGAACAGUAUUAGCCACAUUUCAGACAUUUCGUACUUGAAAAAUCUAAAGGAGCUUUUCUUACACAAUAACCGUAUAAUAACACUCCGACAGUGUGAAAGAUAUUUACCAACUUCUCUAGAGACUUUAACAUUAGCUAAUAAUAACAUUACUGACUUGAAUGAAAUGUCACAUCUUGGAGGAUUAACUAAUCUUAUUAAUUUUUCUAUUGCUAAUAAUCCUUGUGUUAGCGCUGCAGGUAAUACUAUUGGAUUUGAUUAUCGUCCGUUUGUUAUUAAUUGGUGUAUGAAUCUUAAAUCAAUCGAUGGUUACGCUGUAGAUCCGAUUGAGAGCUUGAAAGCCGAGUGGCUUUACUCUCAAGGUCGUGGUAGACAGUUUCGUGUAGGUGAACAUUCAUUACUUGCUCAGUAUUUGGCAUCAGUAUGCCCUUUGUCUGGUGAAAGUCUUGAAAAUGAAACUGAUAGAAAAUUGAGAUUAAUUUUGAGUAAAGCUCAACAUCAUCAACAACAAUUGAAUCAACAGAGUGACUCUAGUAGUAUUCACACAAUGACUUCAUCACCAGCAACAAGACGAAGACUUAAUACUAAUAGAACCAAUUCACCGAGACGUCCAAUUGCACCAAUGUUUGCAUUCUACGAAGAUAAAUAUUUACAGUCAACAAAAUUUUACGAAUCAAAGAACUACAUCUGCCAAUCACCUUUCAAAGGUUCAUCACGCAAUUUAAUGCGAAUAAGAUCUCCAGAUCGAAUGGUAGCUAGUUGUCAUACAGAUACUGUGGCAUCUUCUUGUCAUGGUAUUUUAGGUGAUUCGCAUGAACCGCUUAUGACUCAAAGUCUUGAUCCUAAUAUGCUUUGCGGUAGUUUUGCUAAUAAAAAUAAAGAAUCUACAUUACAUGAUGUUGAAGAAACUUCAAGUCCUUUACAAGCAGCAACAAAACUAGUACCAGUACCAGAAUCUCUUAUGAGUCCAGAUUUUCGACCACCAUCAGGAUUAUCACGAAUUCUACCAAAAACUCCACCGAGUCGCCUUAAUUCGCCGAUUCAAACAACAGUACCAUCAAAAAUAAAUAAUGAUAAUGCAAAAGCUAUACCUAUUAUAAAUACAGCUAAUCCAAUGGCAAAGACUGCUGUAGGUGUACUAAAAUCCAACGCAAUAAUGAAAAGCAGUUCUGCAACAAAUUGUACAAUUGGAAAAUCUAAUAUUGCUAAACCAACUAUUACUAGUACGAAUGGGAAAUGUUCUCAGGCAGUUAAAAUAAAUAGUUAUAAUCAAAGUAAAACACCAACACCAAAAAAAUGUUUAAAAAGUUCACCAAAUUUACCACGGAGUGCACAAAAAAGUAAAAUAUCUAACAAUAGAAUUAAAAGCAAUGGCUUACAAAGAAAAAAAGAUGAAAUGAUUUGCAGUAGUGAUGAAGAUAGUGAAGUUUGUCAGGCAAAGUUGGAUAAUAUUCGUCAUACAGCUAAUCAAAGACGUCAAGAAGAUACAAAUAAAAUUGAAGACAAUGCUGAAAAAGCUGCUAUUUGUAUCCAAAGAAUGUGGCGUGGUUAUCAUACUCGUAAUUUAAAUAAAAAAGCAACAAAUGUAUUGAAAACAAUUGAAAUGAUGAGAACAAAUAAAUAUAUUCAGAAAUUAUCGACUGAUAUGGAAGCUACUCGGACAGCAUUAGAGAGUGAACAUAAAUUACAGCUUCUACAAAUGCAAGCUAUUAAUGCUCUUUGGAAAAAAGUUGUUAGCCUUCAACCUGGUAAUCGUGAUAUCAAUGAAUGUGAUGGAGCUACAAGUAAUACUGAUAUUGUUACAAAUUUAGCUCAAACUUGUAAUUUAUUGCAUACUCAAGUUCAACAACUUCAAGAUUCCAUGACAGAAAUAAAACGAUGUAUGUCAAACAUGCAAUCAAAAACAGUUUUAGUUGAUAAUGCAGUUGCUACACAAACAGAAAUAUCUGCAGUUCAUACACCAGCUGGCGAAGAGAAUACUUUUCCUUAUGUCAGACCAAUUCAUCGUCCUCAAUCUUUGUCAAUUCAACCAACAAUUCACGAAAGUAAUGAAAACAAAAGUUUCGCUGCUAGCUUUGUAGACAAUGUACUGAAGAAAGUAUCUCAGUCAACAGAUACUACUGAUGAUGAAGUAAAUACUGAUAUUUUUAAUUCGAACUCUAAUACUGAGCUUGCUGUCUCAGCAGAUCAUCCUGAAAUGUUUAAAAGUUGUGAAGAAAUAGCUGAAGAUGAAUUCAAAGAUAUGGAUGAUGAAUUAGGGAAAGUUAUUGAAGCAACGGGCGUAUGUGAAGAGAUUAUUUGCAAAGAAUUACAUGAAUUAAUUGAAAAUGAAAAUGAAAAAGAAGGUAUUGGAGUGUAUGCAGAAAAAGAACUGAUAAAUGACGAAAAAGACGAGCAUGAAACGAAAACAGAAGAGGAAGAACACAUUGAGUAGUUCAAUUCAAUUGAAACAAAAAUUUUAAGUCUGAAGUAAAAAAUUGAUUUUUUUUUAAUUUCGUGACGAUUUAACUGAUAAAAAAAUGCUCACUGUAAAUAUAAUUAUACACGUACUAUUUGAAAUAUUAU